UUUUGACCUUCAUCUUCAUCGGUUGAAGUGUCUUUAGAUUUAAAAGCCCUGAAAACAUUGGGGGAUCGAGCAGUGCUUAGUUUUGAUCACGCACUAAGUACGACUGGGCGAGCUGGUCCGAACGACUUGAAGCACUGUCAGCACACACGUUGGCACGGGGCCGGGAAACUUCUUUAUUUUGCGACAUAUAUUCUUAGCAUCUCAUACUAGACCAAGGCCUCUUCAGAAAAGACCAAGAAAGCACAGGUACGUUUUUAAUCCUCGCACUAACUUUGAUCACGGUACUGAAUUUGGAAAAGCUACACAACAAUUCUUUUUAAAAAUAAGAUGACAGGAACAGUUUUAGGAGGCCUUGUGGGAUUUUAAGAUUUUACUUGCCACUGAUACAAUCACAAUCAGUUUAGUCUCAUCUGUGCUCCAUUUUAAAUGCUUGGUAAGCGAUAAGUAAUACAUGACUGUUCGAUGUUUAAAGUAUUCAUAAUUGUCCGACGCACCUUCGGGAGCGGUUUCAUAGGACCUGUGAAAUUCAUGACUAUAAUUUGAGGGGUUCUAACCAUGAUAUCCAACUACCACUACCUAAAAAAAAAUUUUCUUAAGGGUUUAUUUUCUUAUCUGGGAUGCAAUGGCUUGGAACCAAUUGUCAAAUCAAACGCGUGAGAUAGGGGAUCUUACUAGCUUUAAACUCGUGAUAUCCUAGGAUAUACGUAACUUUUUAUUAUGUUUUUAUCGUAUUUCUUUAAUGACUCAUUUCUUGUUAUUAUAUUGUAUUUCAAAUUAUUACUAUUUUUUACUAGUAUUAUUAGUCUCGCUUACCAUACAAACUAGAUAGUCACGUUUAUGAGAGUCGAUAGGAACAGAUAAAAUUGUCAAUUCUUGUGCUAAUUAUUGUUAGUUAAUCACUAGUCUUAAUUUUUAUAACUUGUAAUUAUCACACGGCAUGUCUGAAGACCAGCUUGCUGAGCCAUUUACCCUGUUUAAACUGAAGUUGAGUGAUUUAUUGAUUGAUUGUUCAUUUGUUCAUUUGGCCUAUUUCGCCUUUUUGUAAAGUAUACUUGUUUACGCGUGAAAUAUUUAGGCACAUGUGUAAUCUUCGCUGCACUUUUCGGGAGAUGAGUCUGAGUUGAACUGUCACUAGUUUUAAUCUGGUGAUACUGUUAAACCCCUUUAUUUUUAGAUUAAACAAUGGAUGCAAAGUUCGUUAUGGUUUUCCUGAUGGCGGUCGUUUUUGUGUGCACAGAUGCUUUACCUGCAAAGCUAUUUUACAGAAAAGGUACUGUAAGCACUUUUAAAAAUCUCUAAAUGAACUUCGACUUUUGCAGGCUACAAUUCUUAAUUUGCUUUCCUUUAAACGUCUCGAAUACGCAUGUCCCUUUCGAAAUCAGAAUAAGUACAAAAAAAAUCACUACUCCAUUGGCAAAUACCCAUAAAAGGUAUUUUUAGGAUGUACGACAAUUACCUCUAUACUCUUGCGAGUAAAGAAGGGGAAGUUUUUACUAUGAUUAGAAACCUAUGCUGAGUAAAUGUGUAAUUGCAAAUUGUACUGACUUUUAAGGGCGUUGGAAUCUUGUUCGGUACUUGACUAAUGUCCAGUUCUUUCCCCUUCUAAAUUUAAAAUCCGUGAAUUUUUGGUUUGAGUCGGCUACUUGACGAAGUGAGGGCGGAAUUAGUUUGAGAUAUCUCGAGAUCACUCCGAUUUCUUGAGGAAGAAAUAAUUAUUAUUUUUGGCUUGCCCGGGAUUUGGACGGACUUAACCCGAGACCCGUCGAAUCAUGUGGUUUCAUGUGAAAAUAAGCUAUAAAUAAAUAUAGUACACAAGUGGGUCAGUUUCGUGCGCGAAGUGGAAGAAAAGGGUCGACAAAAAUAAUCGCUUAGUUCAAUUGGACAUGCUUGGAAAGAUGAAAUGGUGGUAAAAAUUACUUGGUUUGCCGCUAUCUUAUCCGAAUAUGGAAAAAUAGUGUUUUUGAAGAAUCUUGCAAAACUUUGAGUUGCUCCCGAAAGGUUAUGAUCGGAAAGAUAAUCGUUAGAAUAUUAAAUAAAGUGUUCGUAUCCAUACCCGCGGAGCAGCCAUCAGUCCUUGAGAACGUCUACCGUUUACAUUACAGCUUUUUCAAAGGCAAAGGCCAGAACAUUUAACCUGUGUCCUUUUCAUUUGAUGUUAUUAUCUAUUUUAAUGUCGUGUUUCAAAAUUUCCCCUUGAUUGAGGUCUUAAUUAUAAAUUGAUGUUUUUGAAAGUUUCCCCGCGAAAUGACGUCUGGAAAACGAGCACAGAAAUUCCUUCAAAGAGACUGGUAACUAUUCCUCACGUCAUUCCACUUUUUUUUCUGUUGCAGACGAAACUGGGAAGGACGCUGACCCAAAAAGGUUCACUAGAAUUGGUGGUGCUUCAUGUUCCUGUAUUCCUAGUGGUGAGAAAGGGACUUUGUGGUGGCCGAAUUGUCCACCUGGUUGGGAAACAUGCUUUUCAGCUUUUCCGUUUGGAGAAUGCUGUAUUAAGCGGCUGUAGAAAUUGAUUUCAGUCAGGGCGUGCAGUCUGGACAAGUAGUUUUAUAACAGAUGACGACACAUCGGGAAAAAAUUAAACCGCUAACAUUGCUUAACGUAAAAUUUUGUUCAAACGAAUAAGAGGGUGAACUAAUUACGUCUUGGAUUAUUUCCGUGUUUUAUAAUAACUAAUAAUUAAAAAAGAAC
This is a messenger RNA of Porites evermanni, 2688 nucleotides long. The record is from the annotation of a GenBank genome assembly. NCBI's taxonomy places the organism in Eukaryota, Metazoa, Cnidaria, Anthozoa, Scleractinia, Poritidae.